AUGGUCAACCCGCCGGAGAAGGAUCUGCAUUUGAUCACGGCUGUAGCUGACCAAGGUCAGGGAGGUCUCAAGGGAAAAACCCAAUCAAAUUCGACCGCUCAAUCGUCGAUUGCUCUUACAAAGGAUAAUCCUGCCAUCACGACCCCCAAGCGCAGCAGCAAGCAAAACCCUUCAGAAACCGCCAAGGAUGGCGCAAUGAACGGACACUCGCUCUUCCCCUCUGAAGUUGCCCAAGGUCAGGACGUCCCCACGGCCAACACUCGACCGAAUUUGACCACUCCUUUGUCGAUCGAUUUCACCAAGGACAAUCCUGAUCCCACGACUUCAAAGAGCCAACGCAAGCAACCCCCUCCUUACAAAACCGCCGAGCAUGGCGCAGUGCAAGGACAAUCGCUCGUUUCCUAUAUCACAAAACUCAAGGUGUCAACGUUUCACAGGCUCUACAAGAAGGCUUGGAGGCAGGAGGUGUUUUCUCUCGCAACGGCCCAACGCGUUAUCACUACUGACAAAAAAAGUGCCUUGCUUUUGGGAAUUUUUGCUCAUGUUCGACCCGACAUUAAUUGCCCUGCUAUCAUUCCUCCCAUUGUGGAGGCAUUCGAGCGACUAAAGCGAAAAGCAAAAAUAGCCAAAGCUCAGUCCAAGAUUAAGAAGCGACUUGCAUCCACGCCAGCGAACCCAAAAGGUGGCAAGGCACACGAUUCUCCCAAGCGACUCAAUCCAUGCAAUGCCACCAUGGACUUUGUUGAAAUCGUUUGGCAUGCUUUGACAACGGCGUUUCCAACAACCAUUGCUCAUUCUUUGGACCGAUUCUCAAUUGGAUGGUCCACAAAACAAGGUUGGAGCCAGAACAAAAUUUUCAACUAUGUACACACAACAACAAUCCUAUUUUAUGAUGUCUGCGCUGCCCACCAGAAGUGGCCACCAACCAUGGGCUCGAAUGAAGCAAAAUCACAAGAGGUGGCUUUGAAAUUGACAAGGACUGCACCUGAGCACGCUCAGGAAGGUCUGGAGGCAACAACCCGCUCAAAUUCUACCACCCUCUUGACGGUCGACAUUGUGAAGAAAACCCCCAAUGCUUGCAUUUCCUCCAUGUUGUACAGCUUGUUUGUCUUGUUUCUUUCUCUGGAAAAGAUACAGCCGACCAAAUUUCUGGUUCUCCAUUUCCAAAUCCCCACCAUCAGAGUGGGAGCGCCAACCUUCCCAUUGACAGGCCUGGCUAGAAAGAAUUGCAUUCAAUUCUUUCCUUGA
Cylindrotheca closterium is the source of this 1248-nucleotide messenger RNA. Lineage: Eukaryota; Bacillariophyta; Bacillariophyceae; Bacillariales; Bacillariaceae. The record is from the annotation of a GenBank genome assembly.